AUGAGCAGCAGAGCACCCGUCACAGCGUGUCAAAAGGACAACCCAACGUCUCGCAAAGAACGUCGUCAAACACGGAAUGACGAACGUGAUAUCCACGUGAGUCAACUCCGCAAAACACAUCGACUUGUGAAAGAGAAUCCAUUUGUUGACCAAGCCAUGUUUUGGAAAGAGCGUAUGGACACAUUUGGCGUUAACUUAAAAAAUGUCCGCGCGCUGACUGACGAAGAGAUCUUUGUCGGUGUAGUUGAUUGGGUGUGUCGCGACGAAGAAGAGCUUGAAAACCUCAAUGAAAAGGUCAACACGAGUUUCAAGGCCAACACCUCUUUAAAGAACAAGAGAGAUCGCCUCAAAGAGAAGUGUGAAGCGCAAAAGAAAGAGUUUAAAGGUGGCAUGUCCAUCAUCGAUUUGAGGGAUAAGAAUAACGUGUUAACUCUUUUGUUAGCAAAGGAUCUCUACGUGGCUCUCAAACAACAACUCAAAGAAUUUAUUAUCAAAUAUGGAGAUAAAGAUAAGAUCGCAAUCACACCAGCCAUUGAGGCCGCGGUUGCCAAAUUUGAGAAAAAGUAUUGA
Molecule: messenger RNA, 570 nt
Organism: Entamoeba invadens IP1
Lineage: Eukaryota; Evosea; Mastigamoebida; Endamoebidae
Exons: 1
Coding region: 1-570 (189 amino acids)
Cellular component (GO): nucleus
Source: RefSeq, a predicted model, not a curated record